Exophiala bonariae is the source of this 861-nucleotide messenger RNA. RefSeq lists its product as uncharacterized. The record is from RefSeq and is a predicted model, not a curated record. Gene Ontology annotation, cellular component: mitochondrion. Gene Ontology annotation, molecular function: sulfite oxidase activity; molybdenum ion binding; molybdopterin cofactor binding. The transcript has 2 exons. Lineage: Eukaryota; Fungi; Ascomycota; Eurotiomycetes; Chaetothyriales; Herpotrichiellaceae. Gene Ontology annotation, biological process: sulfur compound metabolic process. Bases 1 to 861 code for a protein of 286 amino acids.
AUGCGCACCCGCAUCAAAGAGGUUCUGGGGGUCGAUUGGUUUGACGGCGCAGUGAUGAAUUGUACAUGGGAAGGACCCAGAGUCCGAGACAUUCUCCUGGCUGCAGGCGUCCAAGAAGACCGGGUGGUGCAUGAUGGCGUCUCACCAAUGCACGUCCAUUUCGCCAAUUAUGGUGGCAAGACUCAACAAGAUGAGUGGUACGGCGGUAGCAUACCGUUCGAUCGAGCGAUGGAUCCUGAGAUGGAAGUCAUUCUAGCUGUCAAGAUGAAUGGACUGCCCUUGCCUGCUCGUCAUGGUUUCCCAGUCCGGUCGGUGGUUCCCGGUGUGCUCGGAGCUCGUUCUGUCAAAUGGCUCGACCGGAUUUCGAUUUCGGACAAGGAGUCGCCCUGUUUCUAUCAGCAGCAUGACUACAAAGUCUUACCGCCCGAAGCAGUUGAUGCAGCAACAGCUGAAAAGUAUUGGGUCUUGUGCCCUUCAAUGCUCGAAAUGCCGGUCAAUUCCUGUAUUGCCUAUCCAACUUCUGAAUCUACAAUCACUCUCCCAUCCAGUGGUUCGAUUGAAGUUCUUGGUUAUGCCGUCCCACAAGGCCAUCAUGGUCCUGUUAUCAGAGUGCAAGUUUCGGGUGAUGAAGGCAAAACUUGGGUGGAUGCACAGCUCGAAGACGGUGGCGAAACUGGGAGCCGAUGGACCUGGGUCCUGUGGAACGCAAGCAUCAAGAUGGAGAGAGGAAAGGGCAAGAAGAUCUUUGCCAAAGCAACAGAUGCUGGAGGGAAUUCGCAAACACAAGAGAGAUCAACCUGGAAUCUUCGUGGAGUUGGGUAUAAUGGUUACGAGGCUGCAUUUGAUCUAACGGUUCUGUGA